CCUCCUGGGGUAGUUCUUUUGAAGAUAGAAGAAAUCGAACGAAAAACGAAGAUUUUGGAAGUAUCAACCCAAAUUUCAAGCGGUUAUAUCAGCAUUAAAGGUCUGAAAGCAUUCAAAGCGUUAAAUAUAGAGAGGGAGUUGUCCCCUGAUUAUAGCCAUGAGGAGAUUGUGGCGAAUAUUAAUAUGUUAAAAUACAAGCUCGAGCAUCCUGGAUCAGAGAUUGAUGCGAAUCUUUACAGAUCGCUUAACGAUGAUUCGGGUCUAAUAAAAAAUUUGGGGCGUGGGCAAAAGAAAGUUUUUUUGGAACCGCGGGAGAAUAUGAAAUGCGCUAUCCCUGAAUCGGUUACAAGGAUGUGCGAUAAAUUUGUGGGUGGGUUUAAUAUUUCGAAUACGUCACAAGCCACGAGAAAUAUUUUUCAUAACAAAAAAUGGAAAGAAAGCGAACAUAAGUUGGUGGAAGCUAGCGAACGAAUUCUUGGUGCACUUGGUGAAACAUGGAGUAACCCAGUAUUCAUGAGUAGCAUAUCACGUAGUGAGCAAAGUGAAGGGACAUAUAUUUCGGAUAUUAUAUUGCCUUUGCUCCGAUCGAGUUUAGGAGACCUACUUAAUGGUAAUAUCUGUUUAAGUACAGCAGAACGGCAGAGCCUAGCAAGUAAGGCUCGACGAAACGCAGGAGCAGUCGGAGAACGAAUGGGGAAGAAACCUGAUAUUAUGGGACUGUUGAAAUGGGGUGACAAAUUUUUAGAAUUACUAUAUGUUGAAUCUUCGCGUAUUUUAUGCAGUAAUUCAAAGAUAAUGGAUGAUGAUGUGAAAUUGUGGAGAGAGACUUUAGAUGGAGUGAGCUUUGUGGAUGCGCUGUGUAGACCGGUUGGCAAUCAAUUUGGGAUUGUCGGAAUACAAAUCGCUGGCACUACUAUGCGAUUAAAUGUUCUUAUGAAGGAUCUGGGUGGUAUACCGAGAUAUUUCCAUCUUGAUAAUGCUGAAAUUCCAUUAUCACCACACGCAUCGAAUACUAAAGCUCUCGUUCGCUUAUUAUUGACUUAA
Paraglomus occultum is the source of this 1044-nucleotide messenger RNA. Lineage: Eukaryota; Fungi; Glomeromycota; Glomeromycetes; Paraglomerales; Paraglomeraceae. The record is from the annotation of a GenBank genome assembly.